Suillus fuscotomentosus is the source of this 1659-nucleotide messenger RNA. Its product is annotated as amidase signature domain-containing protein. Lineage: Eukaryota; Fungi; Basidiomycota; Agaricomycetes; Boletales; Suillaceae. The transcript is spliced from 13 exons. Gene Ontology annotation, molecular function: amidase activity; fatty acid amide hydrolase activity. The coding region runs from base 1 to 1659 and encodes 552 amino acids. Gene Ontology annotation, biological process: fatty acid catabolic process. The record is from RefSeq and is a predicted model, not a curated record.
AUGAGAAGCGCUGAACAAAGAAACGGCAUCAUCACGUCGAAGCGGAAUGCAAGAGACAAGGCGCUGGGUUUUGCUAGUCCUUAUUUGGUGAACGACCAUGACGCCUAUACCGAAGCAACGGCCAGCGAAAUCGUGCAAAGGAUAGCCAAAGAAGAAUGGACCUCUUCUCAAGUUCUUGAGGCAUACAUUGCGCGAUCUGCCAUGGCCCAGGCCGAGGCGAACUUCUUAUAUGAGGACGCCCGAAAACGAGCAAAAGAGCUUGACGCAGAAUUUGCGACUACAAAGACAUUGUGGGGACCUUUCCAUGGUGUUCCAUUCAGCGUCAAGGAUAAUUACCAGAUUGAAGGAUACGACGCGACGACUGGUCUCACCGCGUGGGCCAACAACCCAGGCAAAAAAGACGCUUGCCUCGUUGCUCAACUCAGAGCUGCUGGUGCCAUCAUCUUCGUGAAGACCAAUGUACCGCAGACAAUGUUCGCGUUCGAGUGUUCUAAUCCUCUCUGGGGUCGCACGACAAACCCAUGGAACAACAAGUAUACAUGUGGAGGUAGCUCGGGUGGAGAGGCAGCUUUGCUUGCCAUGGACGGAUCCGCCAUUGGUGUCGGCUCUGAUGUCGGAGGAAGCUUACGCAUCCCGACAUCGUAUUGCGGCAUUUACUCUUUAAAGCCGACGGCUGAACGUAUCAGUUCUGUUGGCAUCCGGCCUGGAUUCGAAGCAGUUCGAACUUCUCAUGGGCCAUUGGCGCGGUCUGUCCAGGACUGUGAAUUGUUCUGCAAAACUAUCUUUGGUCAAAAGGACUCGUCGCACCAGAAUAUUCCUAUGCCAUACCAAGCCGUCGAGCUCCCUUCAAAGCUUCGCUUUGGUUAUUACCUGUCAGAUGGAAUGAUAGAAACAUCACCUGUAUGCAAGCGAGUAGUACUGGAGACAGUCUCGGCCCUCAGGAAGCAGGGACAUGAAUGCAUCGAGUUCACAUCUCCUCUAAACAGAGCCGCGAUGGAAGUGUUCGUAGCACUCGCAUCAUCUGACGGUUAUAAGAAGAUGCUCUUGUUCCUGGUCACCUUGGGCCCCAGAUUACCGUCCUUUGUCCGUAAGCUGGCUUGUUGGAUCGCCAAGACGUUCUUGGGCGACUCCCUCUUUUCGCAGCUCUUCUCGUUGGCACGAGAGAAAUCUGUCACGGAAUUUACAGAUUUGACCGACCAACGCAAUGAAAUUACUGCUGCGUGGUAUGAACAGAUAUGGGACAAAUACGGUUUCGACGGAAUCAUCGCACCUGUACAGUCCCUUCCAGUGAUACCUCACGGGAGUUCCGCAUACUUAUCCCCGCUCGCGGCCGCGACUAUUAUAUACAACAUCGUCGACUCUCCGGUCGGCAUCAUACCAGUGACGCGUGUCAACCCAGAUACCGACCAGCUAUCAACAGAUUUCGUUCCAGGCGCCUCAGGCCAAUCGAAAGUGUUGGAAAGCCGCAUGUACCUGGGCAAGAAUCCCAUUUACGAUCCUAAAGCGAUGGAGGGUAUACCCGUUGGUGUUCAGCUUGUGGGUAAGAAAUGGGAGGAUGAGAAGGUCCUCGCGAUGAUGCAUGUCGUCGACGAAGCACUGGGACCUAGAGGAUUCGGUCCAGGCAGUUGGAAACAGAGAGAGAAAGACAGUGAUUCUUGA